CCAUCCCAUCCCUCGCGCAAAUAUCAGCCUGGGCUGUAGCCAUGGCGUCCGAGCGGCUGCCAAGCAGGCCUGCCUGUCUCCUGGUGGCCAGCGGCGCUUCCGAAGGUGUGUCAGCUCAGUCUUUUGUCCACUGUUUCACAUUGGCCAGUGCUGCCUUCAACCUACAGGUGGCCACCCCAGGGGGAAAGGCCAUGGACUUUGUGGAUGUGACUGAGAACAAUGCACGUUGGGUACAAGACUUCCGCCUCAAGGCAUAUGCCAGUCCUGCUAAGCUUGAGUCCAUAGACGGUGCCCGGUACCAUGCCCUCCUGAUUCCCAGCUGUCCUGGCGCCCUGGCUGACCUUGCCAGCAGUGGGUCCCUGGCUCGAAUACUGCAACACUUCCGCUCUGAGAGCAAACCCAUCUGUGCCAUUGGCCAUGGUGUUGCUGCCCUGUGCUGUGCUACCAAUGAAGAUAGGUCCUGGGUGUUCCAGGGCUACAGUCUGACAGGGCCUUCUGUGUACGAGCUCAUCAGAGCACCUGGCUUUGCCCGCCUACCAUUGAUCGUAGAGGACUUUGUGAAGGACUCUGGUGCUGGCUUCAGUGCCAGCGAACCUGAUGCUGUGCAUGUGGUGCUGGACCGCCAUCUGGUUACUGGCCAGAAUGCUAACUCCACCGUGCCUGCUGUCCAGAACCUGCUCUUCCUCUGUGGCAGCAGGAAGUAAGCUGGAUGCUGUCCUGGUGGCCUAGAGACAAGGACUGAACUCACUGGCCUCUUCUACUGAUCCUUACUCAGUGGCACACUCAAGCCUACUUCUGUCGGGACCUUGAGGAACGUGGAGGCCUCCAGGAAUUACUUCAUCCUUGUGGAGUGUCAGCUCUGACGCACUAAGCACUCCUUCCCCCUCCUGCUCACAGAGCUCGGCUGGCCAGGCCUCUCCGAGAACUGCAUGCACAUUGACCAUUCCAAGAAGAAUUGUCCACAGGAUGUAGCCAGCUGUGGGGUCUUAGGAUGCGGUGGUCCUCUUCUGUGGCCUUCCGCCUGUUUCUAUCCCCUCAGCUGGUCACGGGACCCAUGUGGACGGGCCACAGGCGGGAGCUUGCUCUGAACUCUCAUCUUUCCUUUUUUUUUAAACGUGUUUAUUUUUAUAUUUCCUGUGCAAUGGUGUUUUGCUUGGACAUAUGGCUGUCCUGGAACUACAGAUACAGAGAGUUGUGAGCUGCCAUUGUAGUUGCUGGGAAUUGAACGAAGAAGGUCUUCUGGAAGAGCAGGCAGUGCACUUAACCACUGAGCCAUCUUUCCAGCCUAUUCCCUCCUCCCUUCUUUUGGAGACAGGGUUUCUCUGUAGCUUUGCCUGUCCUAAAACUCACUCUGAAGACCAGGCUGGCCUGGAACUUGGAGAUCCACCUGCCUCUGCCUCCUGUAGGCUGUGAUUAAAGGCGUGUGCCACCACCUGGCUAUGAGCUCAUCUUUUUAUUUUUAUUUUUUUGGUUUUUUGGAUUUGUUUUUUUUUUUUUUUUUUUUUUGGUUUUUCGAGACAGGGUUUCUCUGUGUAGCCCUGGCUGUCCUGGAACUCUGUAGACCAGGCUGGCCUCAAACUCAGAAAUCCACCUGCCUCUGCCUCCCAGAGUGCUGGGAUUACAGGCAUGCGCCACCACCGCCUUGCGAGCUCAUCUUUUUAAAGGUGAACAGUAUAUGUUAUCCUAUCCCUAAAGAGGCAGAAUUCUUGCUGAAGAAGUUUGCCCUCAUUCAACUAUCACUGACCUGUGAUUUUGAAUGUAAUAGGUAUCAGCACAGCCUGGUAUAGUCCUGGGUCCUUGAAAUAGACACAGUGAUGUCACCCUGUUCCAUAUGGCAUGGAAAAAACAUUAGUGAGAUCCUUAAACUGCUGUUACCUCACAGUCUGUCCAAUGGCCUCUGGCUUACAGAAGCCUGGGCCCAAGUAUUUCAUCUACUCCUAGAAGAAAUGGCCACAGAUGGGCAGGGUAGCCAUGAGUCCUGUCUCCCAGACCCUGGACAGGCUUUUGCCGAGGAGCUGAUAUGGCCAUGUGGCCAUCUCCCUGCUGGGCUUGGUUGUUUGCUGUCAGUCAUGGAGCACUUGGCCUGGCCUGUAGCCUCGGUGAACGCCUUCUAGCCCCGGGAUAGACCCAGGUAACCUGAACCUCCCAACUUCCAUCCCCACUCACCUUUGCAUAUCCCAAGCUCCAGAGACUGGAGGAAUACCUCUGGGUGGUUAAUAACUUUGUUUGCUUUUUUUUUUUUUUUUUU
Molecule: messenger RNA, 2248 nt
Organism: Apodemus sylvaticus (European woodmouse)
Lineage: Eukaryota; Metazoa; Chordata; Mammalia; Rodentia; Muridae
Gene: Gatd1
Product: glutamine amidotransferase class 1 domain containing 1
Exons: 8
Coding region: 42-704 (220 amino acids)
Source: RefSeq, a predicted model, not a curated record